AUGGCGCAGCUCGGGGACCUCCAACACGUCCCGAGAGCCGUAAAACUGGCCGCCAUAUCCAGCCGGGCCAAGCUCGUACAGCAAUGGAUAUACGUUCCGUGCGGGCUCAUGGUCGCCCUCGUCGCCUGCUUCGGCAUCGACUCGCUCUUCCGGAAGGUCAACGUCGCGUUCCCGGCGUCGGUGGCUUGUCUGGUGUUGCUGUUCUUGGCGCUGCUUGGCUCGGAAUCUUGGCUGGGAAGUCAUCGCACGAGGAAGACAAUUGCCGUCAUCGAUGUUUCUGCUGGCUGGUCGCUCCGCUGGAUGGGCGUCUUCUUCACCCCUUCCUUCAUCCUCCUCCCUCUCAGUCCGCCCAUCGGCGUGGUUGAAGUCUUCAAGAUCAUCGCCGUCUUCAUCAUCGGCUUCUUCGUCAUGAUGGCCCUCGCCGCGUGGCUCACCCGCGGCCUCCAACUCGCGCUGGGCUCUUCCAAGCGCUCCGAGUCCCAGCGCGCCGAAGAACUCGGCCGGCGCACCCCGGACAUCCCCAUCAGCUCCGAGCCGACCACCCCCGGCGUGUCCCGGCGGACGAGCUUCUCCCAGGCGACGUCGAUGAUGCCGCUGGUCGCCAUGCCCGGGUCCGGUCCUCCGUCCGGCCCGCCUUCCACACCACCGUCGGUACCUCCGUCGCGGCCGCAGAGUCCUCCACUUUUGCGUCUUCAGGAACAUCACUACUCCAACGGCCGCGGCCCAGAGAACGUCACGGAGGCACUCAGCCGUCACAGCUAUCCAUCCCAGACGCCCAUCCCAUCCCCAAAGGCCGAACAAUGGGCGGCCGCCAUCUCAGCCAACCUCGACCUGUCAACGUUCAUCGCCCUGUUCCUCUUCGUCGGCAUCCCACUCUACUAUUCCACCGGCUAUGCCAUGGUCGCCCACCUCACCCUCAACAUCCUUGCGUAUAUGGCUGCCAUGGCCAUCCCCGGCGCAUGGAAACAGUACCUCCACCCGGUGCUCGUCUCCUCGCUCCUCACCGUCCUUAGCAUCUGGGCCCUCGCGGCGAUCCGCGGCGACGAUCUCACCACCACGCUUACCGCCUACCGCACGGGGGCCAAGUACCUCAAGCUGUGGCAAAACACCCACAGCCAGCUCCUCCCCGGGGCGGGCGACGUCUUCGGGACGCUGCUAGAUGCCAGCAUUGUAGCCCUGGCGCUGCCCAUGUUCCAGUACCGGCGCGAGCUGCGAGCACACUUCAUCUCCAUCGUGGCGCCCAACGUGGCCAUCAGCGUCGGUUCGCUGCUGGCGUACCCGCCGCUGUGCCGGGCCAUUGGCAUCUCGGCGUCACGCAGCCUCGCGUUUGCGUCGCGCAGCCUGACGCUGGCGCUGGCGGUCCCGGCCACGUCGAACCUGGGUGGCGACGUCAACACGGUGGCCGCGCUGGCCAUCAUCAGCGGCAUCCUGGGCGUCAUCUUCGGCUCGCGUAUCCUGGCCUGGCUGCGCGUGCCCGAGGACGACUACGUGACCCGCGGUGUUACGCUGGGCGUCAACUCGAGCGCCAUUGCCACGGCGCUGCUGCUGCGGACGGACCCACGAGCGGCAGCUCUCUCGAGCCUGUCGAUGAGUCUGUUUGGCACCAUAACGGUGCUGUUCACAUCAAUACCCCCUGUGGCAACGUUCGUGCGUGCUCUCGUGGGUCUAUAG
Messenger RNA from Ilyonectria robusta, 1671 nucleotides. RefSeq names its product LrgB-like family-domain-containing protein. The transcript has 4 exons. The coding region runs from base 1 to 1671 and encodes 556 amino acids. The record is from RefSeq and is a predicted model, not a curated record. Lineage: Eukaryota; Fungi; Ascomycota; Sordariomycetes; Hypocreales; Nectriaceae.